This is a messenger RNA of Penicillium concentricum, 564 nucleotides long. RefSeq lists its product as uncharacterized. Bases 1 to 564 code for a protein of 187 amino acids. NCBI's taxonomy places the organism in Eukaryota, Fungi, Ascomycota, Eurotiomycetes, Eurotiales, Aspergillaceae. The record is from RefSeq and is a predicted model, not a curated record. The transcript has a single exon.
AUGGUGUGGUUUCUGACACUCGUGCAGGCUCAAAUGAUGGCAUCCGAAUACAAAAAGCGUGGCGGCGGCUACAACACCACAAAGACAGAAGGCCAGACGGAGUCUCAGAAACACCUCGAGAAUUGGACAAAAGAGGAAUGGCAGACGAAGGAGGGAUCUGGCACGGCUCGACAGGAUGAUGACUCGCGUAAGCGGUAUCUGCCUAAGAAGGCGUGGGAGCAGUUGAGUGAAAAGGAAAAGGAGGAGACGGACGAGAAAAAGAUCGAGGAGUCACAAGGUGGGAAGCAGUUUGUUGGUAAUACCGCCGAGGCAAAGGAGGCCAGGCAGAGGGUUAGUUCUGAUGUUGGGGGUGAGGAUGUUGGAGUGGAGGACCAGAAGGUGAAGGGAGAUACGGAGAAGGUUCGACAGAAUGGAGAGGCUGCUGAAAAGGGGACGAACAACGAGGAGAAAACCGAGGGCAAGAAAAGCGGCGCAGGAACCAAACGCAGCGCGAAACAGGAUGCAACACCUAAAAAGAAACAGAAGGACAGCGCUAGGAUGGAAAGUCUACGGAAGAGAACGUGA